Messenger RNA from Phragmites australis (common reed), 599 nucleotides. RefSeq lists its product as uncharacterized. The record is from RefSeq and is a predicted model, not a curated record. The transcript is spliced from 2 exons. Bases 105 to 509 code for a protein of 134 amino acids. Lineage: Eukaryota; Viridiplantae; Streptophyta; Magnoliopsida; Poales; Poaceae.
CCCCUCCUCCCCACACACUAGAACACGGCAAGGUCAAAGGCACUAUAACUCCACCGCCAGACUUCCCCGAUCCGUUGGUCCGACGCACGGCGACGCCUCCGGCAAUGGCCUUCUCCAACAACUCCGGAGCGCACACCACGGCGGAUGAGGACUACGGUUUUUCCGCCGGCCAUGGCGAGAAGCUCCCCUAUCCGACCCUUACCGCGGCGGCCGCAACCGAGCAGGGUGCAGCCUACUGCAACCCCGGCAUGCACGCCGGCAAGGCCAUACCGCCAUCUCCUCAGGUUGUCGCUGGUAAGGCACCGGGAGUAGGCGUCGGCCAUGACAUGAACGAUGUAGCACUCGUUGAAUGCGUGCCCCAUGGCCUUCCGAUUCUGGGACUCACCGUCGCUUCUUUCGCCGUGACUGGGCUCGCCACCGGCACGCCCACCCCGGCAAUGGGCUUCGGACUGUUCCUGAUGCUGCUCGUUGGCCUCUCCGCCAUCAGUAUCUGCGUGUUCCGUGACUAGGUCGUGGUACGCAUGCCAUGGGAUCGCAGUAAUAAUUUGCAUCUGUCUUGAUAUUGGAUGCAAACUGUUUGUCAUUCGUGUGCUUUGUAU